AUGUAUCGGCAGGUCUCCCACUACUCAGCAUAUCUGCUGUUUGACACUGCUGGAAGACAGAUGCUGGAUGGUCUGUCGGUGGCGGCAUGUAACCCUAAUGUUACUAUUUCCUCACAGGAAGUUAGAACUGAAAAAGAGAAUUCUAAAACAGAUAAAUUUUUUCAAGUAAUUACUAAUCAGGAGAUCAAACUGGUGGUUGCUGAUUGCAUGACCUGCAGCUGUUGUCAGACUCAUUUUGCUGAUAGAGAAGAACAGCUUGGACAUUAUAAAUGUGACUGGCACAGAUAUAACCUGCAUCGAAGAUUGAAAGGACUGCCAUGCAUCUCAGAAGAUGCAUUCGAAGAAACUGCAGGCGAUGUUUCAAGUAUAUCAGGAUCUGAUGAGGAUGAAGAAGGUGAUGAUACAUGGAAGGGGAUUGACAAACUUGGACAUGAGACUUCUCUUGUAUCUGAUACAGAAAGUGAAGAAAGUUUCAUCUUCGCAGAACGGAAAUUCUACAAAGUAUUCUUUAAAACGAAAGAAGGAGAGCUCAUAUCACUGUUUCGUUGUUUGCUGCACCAUAAAAAGAACCCUCUGUACGACCCAGAUAGUAUACUUGCUGCUGUGAACAAGUUGCCAGAAAAGAAUAAGUGGAUCGUUUUAAUGGUGUCAGCAGGUCACUUUGUUGGAUCUGUCUUUCAUGGGAAUGCAGUAAUUGAUCAUAAAACUUUCCAUCGUUACACUGUACGAGCCAAACGGGGAACUGCACAGUCAUCUAAAGAUAGCCAGGGAGGUGCACCAAAAAGUGCUGGUGCUACCUUAAGAAGAUACAAUGAAGCAGCAUUGGUUCAGGAUGUCCAGGAUCUGCUAACAAGAUGGGAAGAGCAUGUGAAAGUGUCUGAUUACAUAUUUAUUCGUGUACCUGUGGCCAAUAGAGCCAUGUUUUUCGGAGGCAAAAACCCAGCAUUGAAAAAAGAUGAUCCAAGGAUCAGAGUCAUUCCAUUUGCCACCAGAAGACCUACAUUUAGUGAAGCAAAGAGAGUACAUCAAAUGUUGGCUUCAGUGGAGUGCUAUGGUAAAGCUGCGGAAGUUAGUGAUGUUAUUCCAUUAUCACCUCCCAGAAUAUUUGAUAGUGAAACUGGGCAGUUGGUUUUAAGGAAGGAUAACUCUUUACCAAAAUCUGCUAGAAAUAAGAAGCAGCCUGUGCCGCUAGCAGAAACAACAGUUAAAGAUGAUCACGAUGAAGGAAUUGAAAUAAGUCUGGUUGAGACUUUUGAGGAGAUAGACUUGACAGAGCUGAAACAGUUUGAUAGCAGCAUAAAAAAGAGGCAUAAAAAGAAAAGAGCUGGCUCAGCUGAGAAGCAGAGCACAUCAAACGAUUCAGAUAAAAAAAUGGCUAGGUGGAGAAAUUCACUGUUUACUGCUUGCAUGUGUGCAAAUGUUUGUUUGGACAGCUGUCUAAAAGAACCUUCCAGCCUUCAUGCUUUAUCUUAUGUUUGUGAUACAUUGAAAAGUGGUAGCUCUGUUCAGCAAACCGAUGACAUAACUUCAUUGAUACCUGAAAGUUCUGCCAGCUUGACUGCUAAUGUUCCUGCAAUCCGAGAUAGUAAUGUGAAAGAGUCUUCAACUAGUCAGUUAUCAGUAAGUGAAUAUAAUACUUUGGAGAGUGACAACCACAUUCAGCAGAUGGUUGAUUCAUCUUCAUCAGUGAAUGAAAGUGCUGUCAAAAUAACUUCAGAUUCUUCUGCUGUUGUGAGUUUUCUCAACACACCUCUAAGUGAUGAUGGAACUACAUUUCUUCAUGUGGCUGCCCAAGAAGGACAUCCUGAUAUAGUGACCUCUCUUUUGAGUUCUGGUGCAGACCCUGCUGGGAAAAAUAAAGCUGGGAAAACGCCCUACAAUUUAGCAGAAGCUGAGGUGAGAAAUGCAUUUCGACGAUACAUGGCCAAGUUCCCUGAUCAGUAUGACUACAGCAAAGCUCAG
Molecule: messenger RNA, 1962 nt
Organism: Candidula unifasciata
Lineage: Eukaryota; Metazoa; Mollusca; Gastropoda; Stylommatophora; Geomitridae
Source: the annotation of a GenBank genome assembly